Molecule: messenger RNA, 780 nt
Organism: Cucumis melo (muskmelon)
Lineage: Eukaryota; Viridiplantae; Streptophyta; Magnoliopsida; Cucurbitales; Cucurbitaceae
Product: late embryogenesis abundant protein At5g17165
Exons: 2
Coding region: 178-564 (128 amino acids)
Source: RefSeq, a predicted model, not a curated record
AUAAAUAAGAGAGGAGAAAAAAGCAUAUUUCCAUUUUGUGUGUGUGUUUAUAUAUACUUUAUAAAUAAAUUGCAAAUCUCACUCCCCCAAACAAAUAUUAACUCCAUUGGCAUUGGCUUGGCAUCAAGCUAAUAUUUUGUAGUUAAAGUACUUAUAACUUGUGUGUGUUUAAUUUGCAUGGCCUGCAGUUCGAAGAUUAUUGUUGUUGCUUUUACUACUGCUGCUGCUCCACGACUCUCAUUAUUAGUUUCUCACAGUCCUCAUCUCUUUCCAUUUGCUAAUUCUGGCUUCCGGGCAAGUCAUUGGUCAGCGUACGAGAAGAACCAAGAGGACCCAAUAUGGCCCACAAUGGUACCGAACGACGUCAUCCAUCACAAUCUAUCCGAUAAUUACUGGGUCCCCCAUCCCCAAACCGGAGUUUUUGGGCCUCCAAAAGCCCACCACAAUUCUUCAACGCUUCCGAACGACACGUCGGCUGGUGGUAACGAGGGUUCGGUUCUCAACCUCAAGGCUUGGUUCCGACAUAACGGCCUCGAAGACCUCGAGAAACCACACUCUCUCUAAUUUGGACCCUCGUGGUAAUUGGGAUAUGAUAAGAAGAUAAUAAAUAAUAUUUUGUCACACAUGAAUAAGUUUGCAUACUUUAUGUCUAUUUUUAUUUUGUGAAUGUGUUAAUAUGUUGUAUGUUUGGAUUGAGGGUUGUGCUUUUAGUUAUCUCGAGUUGUAUUGUGAUGAAUUACAUCAAUUUAGUAUUAUGAAUGCUGCCAAUUUUAGUAUUAA